GCUAAGUAGACCGGGGUUCGUCAUUGGAUUGUAGUCGUGCGUUCUCCAAUUUCCACGCGACAACUUUAGAAGCCUUAACUGUCACAAUUAAUUCAUCCAUUACAGCACAGCGAUCCAUUGUCCCAUUGCCAACCAACACAUUGCAAUUUUUGUACUUUGUAAUCAACGUUUUGCAAUGACAUUGCGCUAAUAUUCAUCCUACAACCAUGGCAAUCCGGGAGGAUGUAGUGACCUCUGCGGUCUCUUUCCUGCAAGACCCGAACGUAGCAUCCGCACCGACCGAGAACAAACUAUCAUUUCUUCGAUCGAAGCAUUUAACGCAAGAGGAAAUUGACGUUGCUUUCGCGCGAAGCGGUACACCGUCGGGUUCUGUUGCUACUUCACCGCGAUCACCACGACCAUCCAGCCCUGUACAACAUCAGCCAUACUAUGGCCAAAGCCAAUACCAAACACAGCCCUAUGGAUGGCAAGCACCUCCGCCGGAACCACCUAAGAGGGACUGGCGAGAUUGGUUCAUAAUGGCCACCGUCAUGGGUGGAGUCGGAUACGGACUUUACUUCGUUACCAAGCGUUACCUAUACCCCUUGGUCUCACCGCCGACCCCAGAAAAGCUAGAGCAAGAUAAGACGAUAGUAGACGAGCAAUUCGAGAAGGCCUUCGCGACGUUGGAACAACUAGCAAAGGACACCGAAGACCUAAAAUCAUCGGAACGAGAACGAACCGAAAAACUCGAUAAGGUGCUCGAGGAAUUAGAUUCAUUCAUGCGAGACACCAAAUCCGCCAGCCGACGGCACGAAGACGAAACCGACCGCCUCCGGGAAGAAAUGAAGGCUCUUAAAGCUGUGAUCCCCAAGUCGAUGAGCGCGAACAAGGAAUUCACCGAUAACCGCCUCAAGGAAAUAACCAACGAAGUCAAGAGUCUGAAGUCCCUCGUCACGCAACGCUUGAACAGCACCAACAACAAUAACAACUCCGCCUCUCCCACCCCAACAUCCACGAUCCCACCUCCCCCUUCUAUCAAUUUAAAUAGCUACCUACGUCCCACGAGCGGUAACAUCGCGCCUCCUACGGCCAGUGCGGUUUCGACCCCGGGUAUCGACCUCAUGGCCAAGGAGAUCGGCGACGCGAAGCAAGCUAUCCGAGAUGAGAACGGAGGAGACGGCGGUAGUGCUACGACGAGUAGCAGUGGAAGCCGGCGCGAUUAUUUGUCGGCGCUGGGUGACCGGUCUAGUCCCUUCGGAAGCGGAAGCGGCAUGCCUGCCCAAAAGGCGUCGAUUCCCGCGUGGCAAUUGGCGGCUGCCGGAAAGAGUGAGGGUCAGGAGGCUUCGGGUAGUUCGUAAGGGCUAUGGUGAUGGGGAGUGGAAGUGGACUUAAUAUACGGAGGGCACGUCACGUCUAGGGUUACGCAUUGUUACUUGUUCGGCGUUGAAUCCGUUUACUAUACUUUAUUCUUCAUGCGUGUGAUAGGGGGCAGAAGAGAAAAUGGAAGGGCGGUGAUGCUAGAUUCCCUCUUCUAGAUGCUACUAGUAGUCAAAGGCGUACGUACUUCAUCCGGGGUUGUGGAUGAGAGACGGCCUGAGAUAGGUUUUAUUGAGUCUACGAGUUAAAUACGCUUGUAUGGAUAGGGGCGGUGGAUAUGAAUUUGGUAAUAAACAUCUUAAGAAUUAUGCGCAGUUGUUAAGUCGUCCAAAGUGUUGUGAUUGCGAGUGGUGAAGGUGUAUAAGGAGGCUAUAGAGAUUAUUCGACUAGCAUAUAAUGGAUUUAUGUACACUUUAACACCAAUAGCAGUUAGGGCAUCUCCAAGAUACCUCGGUAGGACCUAUAGGAAUAUACGGUCAUUACAUAGUCCUAGGAGUACACGACUAGAAGCUAAAACAUC
This is a messenger RNA of Hypoxylon trugodes, 1879 nucleotides long. RefSeq names its product peroxisomal membrane anchor protein conserved region-domain-containing protein. NCBI's taxonomy places the organism in Eukaryota, Fungi, Ascomycota, Sordariomycetes, Xylariales, Hypoxylaceae. Gene Ontology annotation, cellular component: peroxisomal importomer complex; peroxisomal membrane. The record is from RefSeq and is a predicted model, not a curated record. Gene Ontology annotation, biological process: protein import into peroxisome matrix, docking. Bases 207 to 1340 code for a protein of 377 amino acids. Gene Ontology annotation, molecular function: signaling receptor binding. The transcript is spliced from 3 exons.